Ixodes scapularis (black-legged tick) is the source of this 761-nucleotide messenger RNA. RefSeq lists its product as uncharacterized. The coding region runs from base 174 to 761 and encodes 195 amino acids. NCBI's taxonomy places the organism in Eukaryota, Metazoa, Arthropoda, Arachnida, Ixodida, Ixodidae. The transcript is spliced from 2 exons. The record is from RefSeq and is a predicted model, not a curated record.
UUUUCAGCUCCUGCUUUCCUGCGUGCUGACUUCGGCCCGUGGAACGAGUUCUUGUUUUUUCGUGGGCCAUACACCGCAGAAGAACACGUCAUCAUCGAUACCAGGCACGUUCCUCGACACCGGUAUGAUGACACCGAGACACGCCGACGCCAUGGAUCAGCCCCUUUUCAUCGAUGCCUAUCACUCGUCACCGUCAUCGACUCUGGCUCACCCUGGUGGCCAGAUGGCCUCUCCUGCUUUCCUGCGUGCUGACUUCGGCCCGUGGAACGAGUUCUUGUUUUUUCGUGGGCCAUACACCGCAGAAGAACACGUCAUCAUCGAUACCAGGCACGUUCCUCGACACCGGUAUGAUGACACCGAGACACGCCGACGCCAUGGAUCAGCCCCUUUUCAUCGAUGCCUAUCACUCGUCACCGUCAUCGACUCUGGCUCACCCUGGUGGCCAGAUGGCCUGUAUUUAUACGCCGCUACACAACUUUUUCGCCAGUGGGCAUGGCGGCACGACAGCAGUGCGCAACAACUCAAUGAUCACCAUGUAUUUUCAGCUCCUGCUUUCCUGCGUGCUGACUUCGGCCCGUGGAACGAGUUCUUGUUUUUUUGUGGGCCAUACACCGCAGAAGAACACGUCAUCAUCGAUACCAGGCACGUUCCUCGACACCGGUAUGAUGACACCGAGACACGCCGACGCCAUGGAUCAGCCCCUUUUCAUCGAUGCCUAUCACUCGUCACCGUCAUCGACUCUGGCUCACCCUGGUGGCUAG